Hemibagrus wyckioides is the source of this 4029-nucleotide messenger RNA. It is a transcript of the gene ahcyl2b, whose product is annotated as adenosylhomocysteinase like 2b. The transcript is spliced from 17 exons. Gene Ontology annotation, cellular component: cytosol. Gene Ontology annotation, biological process: L-methionine cycle. The coding region runs from base 64 to 1848 and encodes 594 amino acids. The record is from RefSeq and is a predicted model, not a curated record. NCBI's taxonomy places the organism in Eukaryota, Metazoa, Chordata, Actinopteri, Siluriformes, Bagridae.
CCGCUCUUUUCCGGUUGUGUGUCGAUCCUUCGGUUCGGUAAAACAGCACUGUGGAUUGCCGCGAUGUCAGUUCAGGUUGUGGCAGCGAAAAUGGCUGAGGUCGAGCUAAAAGACGUCCCCAAGAAAGAAUUGCCGGUCGUUUCACCUGUUAACCCCAAGACAGAUGAAAAGGGCUCGUUAAACAACGAGGCGAAUGUUUUGGUGACAUCUCCCGUGUCGGAGCCCUGUGUCAGGGGCGACCCGAGUCCUGUGAGCCCGAACCCGGUGAAGAUGCCUCAAGCGUCUGCGAUGAAGCGACCGGAUCCGCAACAAAACGGUGGAGACGCGUUCGUUAACAGCGACGGCACGGUGGCCGAGGCUCCUCGCAUGAAAAAGCAGAUCCAGUUUGCAGACCAGAAGCAGGAGUUCAACAAACGGCCCACCAAGAUCGGACGGCGCUCUCUAUCUCGCUCCAUCUCUCAGUCCUCUACAGAUAGCUACAGCUCAGCUGCCUCCUACACUGAUAGCUCAGAUGAUGAGACCUCUCCUCGAGACAAGCAGCAGAAGAACUCCAAAGGCAAUGGAGAUUUCUGCAUCAAGAACAUCAAGCAGGCUGAGUUUGGUCGCAGAGAGAUAGAAAUUGCUGAGCAGGAGAUGCCUGCUCUCAUGGCUCUGAGGAAAAGAGCUCAGGGAGAAAAGCCCCUAGCUGGAGCUAAAGUGGUGGGCUGCACUCACAUCACGGCCCAGACUGCUGUGCUGAUGGAGACUCUGUCUGCAUUGGGUGCUCAGUGCAGAUGGGCUGCCUGUAACAUAUAUUCCACCCAGAAUGAGGUGGCAGCUGCCCUGGCAGAGGGAGGUUUCUCUGUGUUUGCUUGGAAGGGUGAGUCUGAGGAUGAUUUCUGGUGGUGCAUCGAUCGCUGUGUGAACGUGGAGGGUUGGCAACCCAACAUGAUUCUGGAUGAUGGUGGAGACCUGACACACUGGAUCUAUAAGAAAUACCCCAAUAUGUUCAAGAAGAUCAAAGGCAUUGUGGAGGAAAGUGUGACAGGAGUUCACAGGCUGUACCAGCUGUCAAAGGCAGGGAAACUGUGUGUGCCUGCCAUGAACGUCAAUGACUCAGUCACCAAGCAGAAAUUUGACAAUCUCUAUUGCUGCCGUGAGUCAAUUCUGGAUGGUUUGAAGAGGACCACAGAUGUGAUGUUCGGAGGGAAACAGGUGGUGGUGUGUGGUUAUGGAGAGGUUGGAAAGGGCUGCUGUGCUGCUUUGAAGGCAAUGGGUUCCAUCGUUUAUGUCACAGAAAUUGACCCUAUUUGUGCUUUGCAGGCCUGCAUGGAUGGCUUCAGACUGGUCAAACUGAACGAGGUCAUCAGACAAGUGGACAUUGUCAUCACCUGCACAGGGAACAAGAAUGUGGUGGUGAGAGAAAACCUGGACCGUAUGAAGAACGGCUGCAUCGUCUGCAACAUGGGCCACUCGAACACUGAGAUCGAUGUGGCCAGUCUGAGGACCCCCGAGUUGACCUGGGAGCGUGUGAGAUCACAGGUGGACCAUGUGAUCUGGCCUGAUGGCAAGAGAAUAGUGUUACUGGCAGAGGGUCGCCUCCUCAACCUAAGCUGUUCUACUGUUCCCACAUUUGUCCUGUCCAUCACAGCCACAACCCAGGCUCUGGCUCUAAUAGAGCUGUACAAUGCUCCAGAGGGCCGCUACAAACAGGAUGUUUACCUGCUGCCUAAGAAGAUGGAUGAGUAUGUGGCCAGCCUUCACUUGCCCACAUUUGAUGCCCACCUCACUGAGCUGAGUGAUGAGCAGGCCAAGUACUUAGGCCUGAACAAAAAUGGGCCCUUCAAGCCAAAUUACUACAGGUAUUAAAGCACCUCGCCAAUGGAAAAUGAAGAUUAUAGAAUUAUCCAGACUCAUCAAUCCAGGGGAAGCUGGGAUUCAGACUCUCUAUCAGGGGGAGGGCGAGGCUCUGUGCUGAUUGGCUGGAGCCUUGGUGUGGCUUGCAAUGGCUGCAGUGGUUUUUAUUUAUUUUCUGCUACAAAUAGCAUAACUCUAAUCUUUUUAUGAGCUGCUACUGCUAGUGGCCCUACUGCUAGCACCAUCUUUAUGGAGAUUUCACCCUUUCAUCCUCUUUAGAUUCAUGUGUUAGUUGUAUGUAAUCCAUUUAGAGAUCUUUUGUUUAAUCUUGGCUAAGCUGAUUUGACAAAACUGAAAAAAAAGGAAAAGAAACAAAUGUUCCAAUUUUGACCUUUAAUGAUUUUGUGUUGGACAUGCAGUUUGUCCUGUUGUCUUUUUUUUUUUUAACUUCUGGUUUGUUUUUAAUGAAAUGGUGGGUUGGGACACAGUUAUGGCUGGGUCCAGCGGUCCUAAUUAUAUAUUCUCUUUCCUCUUUUCUCCUACAAAGUGAUUUUUUUUUUUACUAAAGUUUUAGGAUUUGUUUUUUUCCGUUCUAGUUCAAUUUUAACAGGACACUGAUAAAUGUGGGGGCAGAGCCUCUUUACCCCGCUGGCACUGCAACUGGACACAGAUUAUUUCGUUGGCCAGGUGCUGCCCAUCUCAGUGUGUCUCCCAAAGAGGCUGUAUUUCGGUAAUGAAAUGAAGCCAGUAUUAAUGGUUUAAAUGUUCCCUCUAUUGAGCCUUUCUCAUGUUCUAGUUCUUGAUUUUUCUCACCACAUUAUUCCAUUAUUGCAGAUGCUUUUCAGGCUGUAUAAUCAUUCACAGGGGUGUAUAUUUAAAUAUUUAUACAGAAAACUAAGAUUUUUCUAUCUUCUACUUCCCGUUUCUGUUCCCAUGAAAUCAUCCUGUAUUAAUAUAGAGAUAAGCAAAUUAAAUGUUCUAUUACAUUUUAGUGUAAUGUUAAAUGUACUGAAAUGUUCAAUUUAUAUACUGUGAAGUAAAGAUUAUUUUGAUGAAAUACCAAAUGUAUAGUCAGGCCGGUACGCAGUUCCUUCACCAGGUCCUCCAUGAUUUGUCUAAAAAUGGGAGGAUCAGGUGUAACAAAGUGACUUCGGUGCACAUUUCAGUGUUUUAAGGAGUGUUUGGAGCAAACUGCUUUGUUUUAACAGUUCUCAAAGCUGCCUUGACUGAAUGGCUUAUUGAAACGGGACAAAAUGCGGCCCUUUAUUUCACUACACUUUACAAAUGACCUUUAUCACAGAUGACUAUUUCAUCUUUGAUCAACUCUCAUAAAGAGAGUGAAUCGCUUCUUCAGACUCCAUUUAGCUGUGCUUCCUUUAGCAUUUUCUUCUUUUACUGCAUAGCAAAAUAGUUUAUUGAGACCAACAAUACACACGUCUUAGAUUUUAGUGUUAAUGCAUCAGAUCUCUACAACAAUUCAAAUACCUGGUUUUGUAUGUUUAUUCUGAUUAUAACAGUGUUAAGAAGGUCUCACCUCGCUUGUCUCCUAAGGUGUUGCCAAGCUCAGCAUUACUACACCACAACUCCUGAAACACUUCAUGACAUCCCCUAGCAGUUGCUCUAAUGAUAUUGUAUUUUAUGCUGACAUACACUUGGUAUUAGGUUUAUGUACCGAAGCCCUAUACUGUAUCGCCAUGUUCCAGUUCCAGUUAUUACCCCCAACUGUCUGUCGUUUUCUCCAUCUGUCUGUGUUUAGUCGACAACACUUGUGCUGACCUUGAUGUGUCUUAAUUUUAUUUUUUUCAAAUUUAAUUUUUCUGUUUGUAUGUGUUGGGUGUGCAUACAUCUUAUGUGUGUUUGAGGGGGCUCGUGUGUGUGUACAGGUUUUUUUUUUUUUAAGAAGGCCAGAAUUAUGUCGCAGUGUUGCUGUUGACUCAGGAUCCAAGCCUCUGUCUAAGGCUGACUUGAUCAGUGAUCCCACAGCAGCACGUGCAGCGAGUUAACACCAGCAUCUCGUAUAAAAACGAGCUUAGUAGGAAAUCAGAUCCACUCCUGUAUUUAUUGUAUUCAGUACAAAUAAGAGAAUCUUUAAUGUUACUUUGUCAAAACAAUGUUUAAAUAUUUCAAAUUGAUGGUAGAUGAGCAAUAAUCAAUAUGUAACCUGAAAGAAUGAAAUAAAAGUCAUAAAAAAUG